Messenger RNA from Anastrepha ludens (Mexican fruit fly), 1371 nucleotides. It is a transcript of the gene Gr93a, whose product is annotated as gustatory receptor for bitter taste 93a. The coding region runs from base 1 to 1371 and encodes 456 amino acids. The record is from RefSeq and is a predicted model, not a curated record. Gene Ontology annotation, cellular component: dendrite; membrane; neuronal cell body. The transcript is spliced from 3 exons. Lineage: Eukaryota; Metazoa; Arthropoda; Insecta; Diptera; Tephritidae. Gene Ontology annotation, biological process: sensory perception of taste.
AUGCCGACAUACAGUCGCAGGGAUCGUCUCGCAUACCGCACGCUAAUAAUCCUUUACUACUAUGGACGCUUUCUCAGCGUGUUUAGUUGGAAGUUACAGAAACAAAAGAUGGUGUUACAAAAAGGGCAAAGAUGCAAUCGCAUUUUUUUACUACUUUGGCGCAUUUGCAUUACAAUGGUUUUUAUGACGGUGAUGCCAACUAUGCUAGAGCCUUUUAUCAGUUUAUCAGCGAAUACUUUCAUUUCGAUAUUUGCACAUUUGCAAGUGAUUUCUGUCAGUGUUUUCUCGGUAGUCUCUUUUGUUAUCCAAGGACGUUCGGAAAAAAAAAUAUUUGAUAUAAUUAACGGAUUUAUUAAAUUAUACAAAAGAAUUUCGUCGCAGACUGGUGCAAAACAAAUACUAGGACGAGCAUUUACACUGUUGAUCAUAUUGAAACUAUUGCUCAGCUUCUUGGGUCUAAUCUACGAGAUUGCCUUACUUUUGGAAGGGGGAAUGGGCGUGGAUUUCAUGUUAGGCGUUUACCUUUGGCUAGCUCUAAUAUAUGUAUUGGAUAGUUGCUUUGUGGGAUUUCUGGUCAUCAGGCAAAUGUAUGUUGAAUUAGCAGCGCAUCUAGUGCGAAUGCUGGAUACGAUGAGCGUCAUUGAAUCGGAACAGCCGCCUAAACCACUGAGCAAACACCAAGCCAUGAAACUGUUAUGCGUGCAUGCUGAAAGUAUCGACGAGAGCAAUGCCAUAUACAAAAUGUUGUACGAGGUUACGAAAGAGUUUCUGCAUAUUUUUCGUUGGCAGAUCUUUUAUUAUAUAUACUACAACUUCGUGAUUACACUGAUGCUGAUGCUCCGGUUUAUAUGGCGAUAUUUGGAUACGGGAUAUUUCGACUUGCUUUCGUUCUUCGCUUCUAUUUUCAAGUUCUGCAAUUUGACUCUCUUAAUUUUAUGUGCUCAAGGCGUAGUGGAGAAGUCUCAAUUGCCCGAAAUAAUCGAUCUGGAUUUAGUGUGUUCGGAUAUCGAUGCCCGUUGGGAUGUGAGCGUCGAGACGUUCAUUUGCCAACGCAAAGUGGAAAAUCUAGAAAUUAGUGUUUUGGGACUCUUUCACCUCAACAAUGGGUUCAUCCUAGUCAUUAUCUCGGCCAUUAUGGCUUACCUCUUCAUCUUAAUUCAGUUUGGUUUGACAAUGAUUGCCGAGGCGUACAGUCUCCUCAGCAAGGAUGUGCGGAAGCCUGUGACUUGGCAGAAUAAAACACCGCAAGACAAGGAGACAUAUGUGCUCGGAGUGUAUGUGGAUAUUGUGGAAGCAAAUCUGUUUCGAUGUGAAUCAUAUAAUUUGGGAUACUCGGAUUGGAGCAAAGAAACGCAGAAGUCUCUCAACUGA